Opisthorchis viverrini is the source of this 417-nucleotide messenger RNA. RefSeq lists its product as hypothetical. The record is from RefSeq and is a predicted model, not a curated record. The transcript has 3 exons. Bases 1 to 417 code for a protein of 138 amino acids. NCBI's taxonomy places the organism in Eukaryota, Metazoa, Platyhelminthes, Trematoda, Opisthorchiida, Opisthorchiidae.
AUGCCACCCGAAGGAAGAACGAGGGCUGGGAUACUGCCAGGUUGCCCAAGCCUAGACAGGGUAAGUCGAGUGGCAGAGGUCGGGUUCGAACCACGGACUUUCCGGGGGUGGAGGAGUUGCACAAUCAUUGGCAGUCGUGUGAAAUGGGAGUUGCGAUUACAUAUCACGACCCCGAGUGCCUUGUUCAUGAAACCCAAAGCACGCUUGUCCAGCUCCUCUAGAGAUCGCACUCGUGUAAAUGUGAUAGGCUCGGAAGAGGCGGACAAAAGUCUUUUGGCAAACGGCGCAGAUGAGCUAGCAUCUGAUGGAGCACGUGGUCUAUGCUCAUGGCUACUGCUGUUUUCUCCAAGGGCUUCUGCAUGUGACCGUUUAGACAUUCGAUGCGCUAAAAUGCAAACCACAAGACGGCUGGUAUGA